AUUCAUAAGGCAUUAGGGCCCUGAAAAACGUGUAGUGUUAGUCACCAAACUCCAAUCCAAAUCCAAGAGGACGGUUCGCGUUCUCCAAAAUUGGUGCCACUGCCAACUGUCUAGUACUUACUAACAUUACACGAGACGUGGCAGUUUCCUCUUGUUUUAGCUUCGCGAGAGGAAGUACACACUCAAAGCUGCUACACAUUGAUCAAAUCAAUGGCUCAUUGGUUGCAGCUUCCCAUUUUUUCAAACAGAUGGUGUUCAACGUAUUCCCAUGAUUUUCCCUAAACUUGUUUGCUCCACAUAUCAAUGACGAGGAAUGCCUUCGCCGCUCUCUACCGUCACCGCGCCGCCAUUCCUUCGUCCGCAUAUUUGCAUCAUGAGAGUUUCACUGAAAUUAUCUUACGAAAAUGCGUGCCGUUGGAUUGCCGGUCUUUGUCGUACUUAUUGCACCGAAAUUCAUAUUCAACCGGUUUCACUAGCGUGCAUGGUGAAACACCUUCUGCUGAGUAUGCGAGAAUGAGGAGGGAAUCGUUGGAAAAUAAAUUCGGACAUGCUCUUGGAACUUAUAGCUCUAAGAGUUUCAAUGCUAUAUACCGAUUCGGCCCCUUUUUGGCUCUGUACAGAGCGGCAAUUAUUUCGUUUCAUGUGUUAAGGCUAUCGAUAUGGCGGUUGUUCGUUCAUGACAUUGAAAAACGUGCUGUUAUGUUUCGUGAAACUCUAAUACGAUUGGGUCCUUUCUACAUAAAGCUUGGGCAGGCAUUGAGCACCAGGCCUGACAUACUACCUACAGUAUAUUGUCAAGAACUUGCUAAGUUACAGGAUCAAAUACCUCCAUUUCCAACUGAUGUUGCAAUCAGAUCUAUUGAAAACCAACUGGGUGUUUCUAUUGAUGAAAUUUUUAGUGACAUCACUCCUGCACCUAUUGCAGCAGCAUCCUUAGGGCAAGUAUAUAAAGCUCACCUGCAUUCUGGAGAGCUGGUAGCUGUAAAAGUACAGAGGCCUGGUAUGUCACUUUCAUUGACCCUUGAUGCUUUGUUAUUCCAUAUGAUUGGGGGACAAUUAAAACGGUUUGCCAAGGCUCGCAAAGAUCUUUUAGUGGCAGUAAAUGAAAUGGUAAGGCACAUGUUUGAUGAAAUUGAUUAUGUCCUUGAGGGAAAAAAUGCUGAGCGCUUUGCUUCUCUCUACUGUGUGUCUGCAAAUACAUUGAUACAAAAAAAUGCAGGUGGGGUCAAACACAAAAGAACGAUGUCCAUUAAAGCUCCAAAAAUUUAUUGGGACUAUACAUGCCCCACUGUGCUGACUAUGGAGUGGAUAGAUGGAAUUAAGCUUACGGAUGAAACUGGCUUGAAUAAAGCUUAUUUGAACAGAAGGGAACUCAUUGACCAGGGUUUAUACUGCUCUUUGAGGCAACUGCUUGAGGUUGGUUAUUUCCACGCUGACCCUCAUCCUGGAAACCUUGUUGCAAUAAAUGAUGGAUCACUUGCCUAUUUUGACUUUGGAAUGAUGGGGGAUAUUCCAAGGCAUUACCGGAUUGGACUAAUUCAAAUGAUUGUGCACUUUGUUAAUCGUGACUCUCUGAGCUUGGCAAAUGACUUUCUUUCUUUGGGAUUCAUUCCUGAAGGGGUUGAUAUACAUUCAGUUUCUGAUGCACUGCAAGCAUCAUUUGCUGAUCGGACCAGUGAAUCUCAAGAUUUCCAGGGAAUUAUGAACCAACUAUACGAUGUCAUGUAUGAAUUUAACUUCUCCCUCCCACCAGACUAUGCUCUUGUGAUAAGAGCAUUGGGAUCACUAGAAGGCACAGCUAAAGUUCUGGAUCCUGAUUUUAAAGUCAUUGAGAGUGCAUAUCCUUUUGUCAUUGGCAGACUUAUAGCUGACCCAAGUCCUGAUAUGAGAAGAAUUUUGAGAGAACUUCUCAUUCGUAACAAUGGAUCCAUAAGGUGGAACCGGCUAGAACGUCUGGUAGCAGCAAUAUCUGAACAAGCCUCUGAGAUAACUGGAGAGCUUAGUUCUGAAAAGUUUUCAAAUUCUUCUGUUUGGAAAUUAUUUGACACGCAUGCUGUUGUUGAUUCCACUGAAGAUCUUCUAUUAUUCAUAUUAUCUGACAAGGGUCUUAGAGUGCGCCUUUUCCUUCUUCGGGAUAUAGUAGAAGCAGCUGAUGCAUUUCUGCAAGAUGAAGUGAUUGAUUGCGUAUUAAAUGAGAAUCCUCAAGGCCAGAGGACAUUACUAUUUGAGGAGCGUGCUAUCCUCGCUAGGAUUGGAAAAGGCUUUCGAUACCUUUGUGAGGUGGUGAAGUUGGCACCAGGGGAGUGGACAACAAUGCUUAUUCGGAUAGCAGUGAAGCCCGAGGUUCACAAAUUUGCUUUAGACAUAAUUUCAGCUUUAGCUUUACAUUCUAACCACAAAUUACGGGUAGCUUUUUGGCUCUAUUUUUCAAAACUUCUUCAUAAAUUGUCAGAUUGAGAUAGAAAUAUAGCAGUUUACAUUCGCGGAUUAGAAAUGAGCGAAUGUUUCCUCAACAUAUUCUAUUAUUCUUAGC
This is a messenger RNA of Abrus precatorius (Indian licorice), 2533 nucleotides long. RefSeq lists its product as uncharacterized. NCBI's taxonomy places the organism in Eukaryota, Viridiplantae, Streptophyta, Magnoliopsida, Fabales, Fabaceae. The coding region runs from base 304 to 2457 and encodes 717 amino acids. The record is from RefSeq and is a predicted model, not a curated record. The transcript is spliced from 14 exons.